AUGUCUCCACCGUCCUCAUUCUACAGCACCGACUCGGGCAACCCACCCCAUCCACAGCCCACCCUCGUUCGACCCGAGAGAAGCGACUCUCUCCCACAGAAAUAUGGCCAGCUUCCAGUCAUGAAUCUCCCGAAUAUCAUGCUCAGCGUGGCCGAAGCGCCCACGGACAAUGGCGAGAGCCAGCAAUCGCAAGCCGAGUCUGAGUCUGCGGAGCAGCAGAGGUAUGCGGCUCUCAUGCACUCAAUGGAUAUGAUGGAGGGAAGCUACAAGUACGCUGGAUUGGGGCUGACGCGCAGAAUUCCCGGUAGUGUUGCGCGGGGACGCGCUCUUGCGGCUCGUCGCUUGCGCUCUAGCAAGACGCUACCUUUGUCGCUGCGAGCAUGCUACAACGAGACGUCUAGUCCUCCUCCUCCUCCUCCUCAUGACGACAAUCCCCCGGCUCCAAUUGGAAAAUGGCACUGCUGCAAGUGUAAUUGUAGUCAUCAAGUCUACGCCUAUCCGCCCGACAACCAGCAUCCCAUCAGCGUGCUAGCCUGCGAGUGCACGCACAGUUCCUGUGCUAAAUGCACGCUCUCGGGACAAUUGAAGGCGUUUGUACCCAUGGUCGAGCCCGAAGUCGUGCCUUUGACUGAAGACGGGGCGAACACGAUUCGCUUCGGCGUCGUGUGUGACGGCUGCGGCGUGUCGUUGCGGGCGGAAAAAGUAGACGGUAGCAGCAGCAACAGCAGUACUACUUUGACUGCAAAAGAAGCCGUAAAGUCCGCGCUCCUCCUCGCACUUCCCAAACGGCUUCGCCGCAGCGAACCCCAGCACGCGUUGCCGCUGAGAAAUCUGCGUGCCUCGCGCUCCAUGGACAGUCUUCUCGCCGCCUCCCACGCCACUCUUCUCCCCUCCCACGGCGUCCCCAAAACUUCCAUUUCAGCACUCAACCUGCGCGCUCUCGCGCUCUCGAUGCAAAAAGCACACGGUGCGCAAGCCGCGCUCGUCGCCGUCCGCUUCUCGGGCCGGCCCUGCACGAAUUGCGGGCUGCAGACGCACAACGCCGCGUCGCUGUGCUUCCAGAUUGUGGAUCCGCCUCGCGAUUUGUAUCAUGUGAGGUUUGCGGCGUUGAUGGCGGAGCGCCGCGUGGAUGGCGACGUGGGGUUUGGCAGUUUGGAGAGGGAUAAGGAGAGGGGACAUGGUGAGGAGAGUGUGGUGUUGAUGGGUGGGAGGGUUGUGCAUCCAAAUCCCGUGAGGUGUCAUCCUGUUGGGUAG
Exserohilum turcica Et28A is the source of this 1254-nucleotide messenger RNA. RefSeq lists its product as uncharacterized. Bases 1 to 1254 code for a protein of 417 amino acids. The transcript has a single exon. The record is from RefSeq and is a predicted model, not a curated record. NCBI's taxonomy places the organism in Eukaryota, Fungi, Ascomycota, Dothideomycetes, Pleosporales, Pleosporaceae.